Messenger RNA from Candidula unifasciata, 1024 nucleotides. The record is from the annotation of a GenBank genome assembly. Lineage: Eukaryota; Metazoa; Mollusca; Gastropoda; Stylommatophora; Geomitridae.
GACAUACGAACAGGCAGGAGUAAUUUACUGUACUGUACCUAAAGCCGGAAGUACAUUCUGGAAGCGGAUUUUUAUAGCCGUCAAUUCCAAAGUUUGUACAUGGUUUGUUUGUUUCUCUAUGUCACGAGAAGAGGUACAUAGCCCAAAUCAUCGAGCUGCCCAAGAGGGCAACACAAAUUUCACCAAGUACCCCAUAAGACUUGUCGUCACAAGAGACCCGUACUCUCGACUGUUAUCUGCUUAUUUAGAUAAAUUGUAUCUCCCAGCUUUGUGGAGCCUACACGGCGUUGCAAUAGCUAAAAAACGGUAUCAACAUUCAUUAUCGAACAGACGCCAAGACUUUUUGAGGAAGCAUUUCAACGAAAUAGCUAAAGUAUUUGACAACAACUCAAGUAAAAGCAAAUGUGGGAAAUACGUGACGUUUUCAGAAUUUGUUGAAAGUAGUUUUAGGAUUUAUGAUAAGCAUUGGUGGCCAGUUCACAAAAUCUGCAACCCUUGCAAAUUUAAACCAACACAUAUCAUUAGAAUGGAGACAUUUUCUGCAGACGCUAAAGUGAUUCUUUCCCAUAUGAAGGUAGAGAAUAUCGUGCAGCGUUUGGAAGGUUCCGCCCAAAUUGAUGAGGAAAUCAACAUCAUCAGUUACUUCAACUUCCAUCGCUUCUACAGAAACUUUACCCUCGCCUUCUACAAGCCUUGCCUCUCCCCAAAGGAGAUUGCCUACCGCUUGUGGUACAACUUCCGAUGGAGAGGCUAUAUCGAUCCAGACGUUGACUACAAGCUCCCAGAGCUGACAGAUCUCAAAGAUAUCGAGGAAGAUUUUAUGGUCCAGGUUAGGGCAGCAAGGAAAUCUGGGCUUCAGAACCCGAAUAGAAUGAAGGCAGCUAAGAAUGAAUUUAGAAAGAAAGUUUUUCUGUCUUUAUCGAAGGCAAUUUUUGAGAAGAUAAGCCAAGUGUAUGCAAUGGAUUUCGAGUUAUAUGGUUUUACUGAUAUAAGAGAUGAGUUGUAUGCAUAUUACAGUAGUUAG